CUUCUCCAUUCAUAAAAACAGAACUCGUAGAAAACGAUUCAAAUCUUUUUUCGCCUUUCUAAACAUCAGUAAUUCUAUCAAAUUCUACCAUGCCAGUCUCUCUCGGAAUCAACGGAUUUGGACGUAUCGGACGUCUCGUGAUGCGCGCUGCGCUUGAGCACCCCGACGCGACCGUUGUCGCUGUCAACGAUCCCUUCUUGACGCCCGAGUACGCGGCUUACCAGUUUAAGUACGACUCCGUGCACGGGACUUACGCCGAGGAUGUCUCGUUUGAAGAAGGAUACCUUGUAGUGGGAGACAAGAAGAUCCGUUUCUUCUCGGAGCGCAACCCUGAAGAAAUUGGCUGGGGCUCGGUCGGUGCCGAGAUUGUCUGUGAAUCAACAGGAGUCUUCACUACCAUCGAUAAGGCACAAGCGCAUAUCAACGGCGGUGCAGAAAAGGUUGUCAUCUCGGCUCCUUCCGCCGACGCUCCUAUGUACGUCAUGGGGGUCAACCACACGACCUACAGUGGCGCCACCGUUUUCUCCAACGCAUCCUGUACCACCAAUUGCCUCGCGCCACUCGCCAAGGUUUUACACGAAGAAUUCGGUAUUGUUGAGGGUCUCAUGACUACCAUCCAUGCUGGUACUGCUACACAACUUGUUGUUGAUGGACCAGCAAAAGGAGGCAAGGACUGGCGCGCUGGACGAUCUUCCUUGGCAAACUUGAUUCCGGCCUCCACGGGAGCAGCCAAGGCCGUCGGCAAGGUCAUUCCGGAGCUGAACGGGAAGCUAACCGGUAUGGCUGUUCGAGUCCCCACGGCCGAUGUUUCUAUGGUCGAUCUGACCAUUCGCACUGAAAAGGCUGUUUCCGCCGCCGAACUCAAGGCGGCCCUCAAGAAGGCGUCAGAAGGACCGAUGAAGGGUAUUCUCGGAUACACCGAAGACGCCGUUGUGUCCCAAGACUUUGUCCACGAUCCCCGCAGCUCUAUUGUGGACGCCUCUGCUGGAAUUGCCUUGAACGACAACUUCCAUAAAGUUAUCGCCUGGUAUGAUAACGAAUGGGGUUACUCGAACCGUCUUGUUGACUUGGCUAUCUACACGUCGGGAAAAUAAAGCAAAGAUCAUGACUUUAGAAAAGCAUUGGUAAUUGCAUACGAGGUCUCUCAAUGUUUAGUACACAGGAGGUUUGAGGUCGCAUUUUUUACGGCAUACUUCUCAGUUAUUCUUUCUAGUUCGAUUUCUGUACCUAGCUUUGCCACAUACAAGUUUUCGCGGAAGUAAUUGACGUAGAUUGAUUUGCUUACAUACGCU
This is a messenger RNA of Phaeodactylum tricornutum CCAP 1055/1, 1292 nucleotides long. It is a transcript of the gene GapC2b, whose product is annotated as glyceraldehyde-3-phosphate dehydrogenase. Lineage: Eukaryota; Bacillariophyta; Bacillariophyceae; Surirellales; Neidiaceae. Bases 90 to 1094 code for a protein of 334 amino acids. Gene Ontology annotation, biological process: glucose metabolic process. The record is from RefSeq and is a predicted model, not a curated record. Gene Ontology annotation, molecular function: NADP binding; NAD binding; oxidoreductase activity, acting on the aldehyde or oxo group of donors, NAD or NADP as acceptor. The transcript is spliced from 2 exons.